This is a messenger RNA of Pangasianodon hypophthalmus (striped catfish), 1106 nucleotides long. It is a transcript of the gene glo1, whose product is annotated as glyoxalase 1. The record is from RefSeq and is a predicted model, not a curated record. Gene Ontology annotation, molecular function: lactoylglutathione lyase activity; metal ion binding. The transcript has 6 exons. Lineage: Eukaryota; Metazoa; Chordata; Actinopteri; Siluriformes; Pangasiidae. Bases 120 to 662 code for a protein of 180 amino acids.
UCUGCUCCCGCCCACCUGCCUGACGCGCAGCGGCCAAGCCUUGCUACCUCUCCUGCUAAACUUUCACCCUUUGGCCGCUUCGUAUUUCUUUAGACACCAGAGCCAAGAGGACUGGAAUAAUGGCGGACCACGGACUGACAAACGAAGCUGCUGAAGCUGCCUGCAAAGACGGAAACCCUAUCACUAAGGACUUCAUGAUGCAGCAGACAAUGCUGAGAGUGAAAGACCCGGUUAAAUCGUUGGAUUUCUACACACGCAUCCUUGGAAUGACCCUGCUGCAGAAAUUUGAUUUCCCCUCCAUGCGCUUCUCUCUCUACUUCCUGGGUUAUGAAGAUAAAAAAGAAAUCCCAACUGACAUCAGUGAGAGGACAGCGUGGACAUUCUCACGCCGAGCCACCAUCGAGCUCACACAUAACUGGGGUUCGGAGACAGAUGACAGCCAGUCUUACCAUAAUGGAAACUCAGAUCCUCGAGGUUUUGGCCACCUAGGAAUCGCUGUGCCAGAUGUCCACGCUGCAUGCAAGCUGUUCGAGGAGCAAGGAGUGACCUUUGUUAAAAAGCCUGAUGAUGGUAAAAUGAAGGGUCUGGCUUUCAUUCAGGACCCGGAUGGCUACUGGAUUGAGAUUCUGAGCCCCAACAACAUGGUGUCCAUCACCUCGUAAAGACGCCGCCAUGGCCAUGUGAUCAGCUAGUAGAUGUUUUGGAAAAAAAGUUGCUAAAGAGAGCAAAUGAAAAAUGGAGCCAUAAUUUAUGACCUCAAACACAUGCUCUUUUUAAGGAGAGGGUGAAUCAGGAGAAGCUCAUUGCGAGGUGCAGCCGGUGCUGAAUGGCCAAAACAGGGGAGGCGAGCCGAUGAGCUUUAGCCAGAAACUCAUCACUGACAAUUAGACACUAAUUAUGUAACCUGUAUUACAUUCUGAUUAUACAAAUAUCGAUUACAGCUAUAUAGUCACACCUGUCCAUUUUAGGCAGUUUAAAUUACGUGCCACACUACCUUUGUUUUGUUCAAAAAGAGAUUAUAUUUUAUUAUAAAGCCCUCUUCUACAUAUUGUCACUAGUAAAUUAAUAGUAGUUGUGGACAAUAAAACUAAAUACUGCUUGUCAAA